Messenger RNA from Prunus avium (sweet cherry), 501 nucleotides. Lineage: Eukaryota; Viridiplantae; Streptophyta; Magnoliopsida; Rosales; Rosaceae. The record is from RefSeq and is a predicted model, not a curated record.
GCACCAAGACAGCCUGAUAAGCAGAUCUCUGAAAUGGUGGACGAGUCAGUGAGACUUGCAAGAGCUUUCUGUGACAGAAAAUGGCCUGUCUUUGCUAGUCUUGAUUCUCAUCACCCUGACAUUCCUGAGCCUCCUUAUCCUCCUCAUUGCAUUGCUGGAACUGAUGAAGGAAAGAUAGUCCCAGCCCUGCAAUGGUUGGAGAAUGAAGCUAAUGUGACACUUAGGCGUAAAGAUUGCAUUGACGGGUUCCUUGGUUCCGCUGAGAAAGAUGGCUCUAAUGUUUUUAUCAAUUGGGUGCAAAGUAAUCAGAUCAAAGCGAUAUUGUUCGUAGGGAUACGCACAGAUAUAUGUGUCCUAGAUUUUGUGUGUACCACUUUGUCUGCAAGAAAUAGAGGUUUCCUUGUCCCUAUGGAGGAUGUGAUUGUGUACUCCCGUGGUUGCGCCACUUUUGAUAUUCCCGUUGAAGUUGCCACCACUUCCAAAGAUGAAGCUCAUCCCCAG